AAAGUUAUUUUUUUUAAAAGUGAAUGAACGGAAAGAAGAUGAAGGAUCUGAGGAAGAAGCAGCUGUACGUGUUGAUGGACGUGCUGUGCGUUGUAGUCGCGGCACUGCCCUUCAUCAUCAUGACCAUCAUGUUCAAGCCAUAUCAAAGAGGGGUUCACUGUGACGACGAGAGCAUCAUGUACCCCAUAAAACCAGACACCAUCACCCAUGGCAUGCUGGCGGCUGUCACCAUCUCCUGCACCGUCAUCAUUAUCUCCUCGGGAGAGGCUUAUCUGGUCUACAGCAAAAGGAUUUACUCUAACUCUGACUUCAACCAGUAUGUAACUGCACUCUACAAGGUGGUGGGCACCUUCUUGUUUGGAGCCUCCGUUAGCCAGUCGCUCACCGACCUCGCCAAGUUCACCAUCGGCCGCCCGAGACCCAACUUCAUGGCCGUAUGUGCCCCUAAGGUCUGCAUGGGAUACAUGCAGGUCAUCAACUGCACUGGCAGGCCUCAGGACGUCACAGAGUCCAGAUUGUCCUUCUACUCCGGUCACUCCUCUUUUGGAAUGUACUGCAUGCUCUUCCUAGCGCUUUACGUGCAGGCGAGACUGGUGGCAAAGUGGGCCAGACUUCUCCGGCCCACCAUCCAGUUCUUCCUGGUGGCCUUCGCGGUGUAUGUGGGUUACACCCGAGUUUCUGAUUACAAGCACCACUGGAGCGACGUGCUGGUGGGGCUGCUGCAGGGAGCGCUUGUUGCUGUACUCAAUGUGCGCUUUGUGUCAGACUUCUUUAAGAAGCGUCCUCCACGUUGCACAAGGCCAGACACGGCUGAUAGCGAAGAGCCGGGAAGGAAACCCAGCCUGCAGAUUGCAGACUCCGAGAACAGCAACCAUUACAACUAUCACCACAAUCCAGGUCCUGUGUGACGGGGGGGCUGAUACUAUAGGGAACAGAGGCUGCGGCCUGCAGACCUUGAACCUGUGUGAUAGGGUCCGACUCCGGGGCUUAAACCUUGAAUGUGAAGUCAACAGUGUUUAGUUCAGGGAAUAUCCAGGGUCAUCUGCAAUCCUGACCCUGUAGGCUGCAUGCAGCAGACUCCUGAUGCUAUGUGAGAAGUCCUAUGAGUGUGUGAUGUUAAAUUUUAGAGUGUCUUUAUGAAUUAUGAAACCAGCCCUGUAUGUCUGUUUGAGAAGAGUAAAGCUGGGGAUCAGGUCUGUAGCUUGCAGCCUCCAAACCCCCCUGCUCCCUCCCAAUGUGUCAACCACUCACACCCCACCUACUCCCCCAACCACUGGACUGACUGAGGGGGGCGGCAUCCCAUCGCCAGGUGCCUGAGUUCCCCUCUCAAAGACACCAUGAUGACCUCCUUUUCUCCUGUAAGAGAGAGAGGAGCAUAUUGUUUUUUUAAGACAUCAUUGUUGAUGUUGAAGCGCGUGUGCUUAAAGCUGCAUUAAGCGAAAGACUCCAAACCCACAGCAACAAAGCUAUGAUAUGCUAUUGCCUUAAUAAGUGUUUGUGUUAGCAGACAAGUUACACACAGCCGAAACAAAGGACUAUGGGAAUCCCAAGGAGAGUCCCUUCCUGCCAACUGACAAAUGUAAGUCUGAUAAUCACUCGCCUCCUGAGAAAAAUAUGUUCUCUUUGUUAGGAUACAUGCUCCACUUUCUUUACUUGUCACUUGUUUUUUAAGGCUCACUGUUUCGUAGUGAGCGUACAAUCUGUUUUUCAGACCAUGUUUGCAGGAAAUCACUGCCCACAAUUUUACAUAAUCCAUCAGUGAGAUCAGUUGGUUUCACCUAUAAGGACUGAUGAACUACAACAGCCUCAAAACUGCAGAGAUAUGGGACGGGAAGGUCGGGAUUCAUAGUACUAGCAACUAUUUUACUUACCAGGAGUUCUUUGGUUUUUAUGUUAAUAUCAAAUGUAUCGCUUAAUGUAGCUUUAACAAUUUUUGUAUGUUUUUCAUUUCUAUAUGUAGAGAGCCAAAUUUGUUGGCAGUGAUGAAAGAAACGAGAGGAAGUAAGACGAGAAUGUUUAGGAAUGUUGGUAAAGGCACAGUGUGUUGAUUAGCUUCAUUUUUAGUGCACCUUAAAAUGUCUACAAGCUACGAAGAGUGUUGCAAAUCAUACCAAGUAAUGGAAGAGGCAUCAGGUUCACAGUAGAUGAGCUUAUUUUCCCCUCAUAUCAUGUCAUGCUGUUGAUGAAAAUGACACACAAACUAAAAAAUGUCGGCUGCAGGCCCCCCCGAAGCUGCUUUGAAAGGAGAUAUAUAUCAACUUAAACAACAUUGGUCAACAUGAUCUGAACUUAGCUGACGAUUAAUUUUUUCCAGCUCUCCUAACAGCUGCACAAACAGGUCUGGGUAUUCACUCAGACAAACAAUAUAAUGUUUUUAAAAGUGGCUAUACAGGCUCGUCGUGCCCGUUGACUCACGCUACAACUCUGAUUCUAGAAGUGGAUUUCUACUACCAGCAAUUAUUCUUAGUGCCGUGUUUUAUCACUUUCAAAAGGGCAUAAAGAAAGGGUAGAUUUUAUGUCCAGACCCGGUCGGAUCAUCCUCAACAGUGGUGAUGCUUUUUCUAAAAAUGUUUAAAUCUAAUUGUGAGUUUUUUAAUGAUGUAUGUUUCCCCUGUGUGAGAUGGACUGCAGAGGUAGAAACCAUUGAUGCAGAUAGUGUUCAUUACCGUUGGACUUUAUGUGUCAUACCACUACUAUAUUGCCAAUCAAAUACAACGCAACAUGGUUUCUAUUCUGUUUUCUUUUUUUUCUGUUUUAUUGUGUUUUCUUAAUUUCACAAAUACUUUUAAUCAAAGAAGGAUGAGACAACCAUUUCAAAAAUGGUGUUUUAAUUUAUUUUAAAUACAAGAAGUUUUUUUUAUUUACUCGUACAAGGUUGGAAAUGCCAGCGCUGUUGAGGUUUAUGUGCAAUCACCCCUGCUUGCCACUAUGAGCCACAGAUACUGUAAAUGCUAAUGCUAUGAGACAUGUUUCAUGUUGCGUGAAGGAUGUAUAUAUAUGCUUGUAUGUUUUCAUUUCACAUGUAGGUGCAUUUUAAUUUCCCCUGUACAGUGUGCUUCUCAGAUUGGUGACUGUAGGAGUUGCCACACAAACGGAUCCAGUUCCAGGUCCAAAACAUAAUCCAGAUGCCUUGGCAGGGCUUUUAAAGGGCCAUUGUAAUGAUAAAGGGUUACAUACCCAACUGUGUUUUUGAAGCUAGUUACGCUGCAUCAUUCCCACUUGAAAGAUUCAUCUGUGUUCCCUUUCCCCUUCCUGUGUUGAUAGAUGAGGUUAAUUUGUGAAUAAGGUCUCCUGUACAGUUUUGUACAGAAUGCAGGCCCCUGGAGGAUUCACACAAGAUCAGAAAGACCACAAACCUGAUAGGGAAGGGGGGGGACAGGAAGACGGAGAGAAUCUCACCUGGUAGUGAUUGUGAGGCCCCGAAGCUGAGCCGGGACUAAAGAAAGGCGGGGUACUUUAAGGGGUUUGGGUGUGGGGGUAUCCCAUGGUGAACCUCGGCCCCUGGGGGACUUUUACACAUUUAAAACACACAUUUACAGCAAGAAACAGCUGGAACUGGUUGCGGUGAAGUGCUGUGAGAGCCCCUCUCCAGCUCCCCUGCAUCUGAAUCAUCUGGGUAUUACUGCUGCCACACUAAUAGCCUCCAAUGAGGAUGAGGUUCUAGAAACAUCAUGGUGUUUGAUGCCCCUCCAGCUUCACCGAGGCUCUCAGCUGGUCAUGUGGCUCCAUUUGUUUUAAUGCCUUAUUGGAUUUGUGCCUUUAAAGUACACGCACUGGUUGGCCAAUCACCUGUUUAUAUGUCCAUUUGUAGGUAUGAUUCACGUUGUUUGCUUUUUUUGUAUAUAGAUUAUAUCUAUAGGCUCUAAACCAGAGAAUUUUAAAUAAAGAUGU
This is a messenger RNA of Anoplopoma fimbria (sablefish), 3891 nucleotides long. It is a transcript of the gene plpp2b, whose product is annotated as phospholipid phosphatase 2b. Gene Ontology annotation, biological process: signal transduction; phospholipid dephosphorylation; phospholipid metabolic process. NCBI's taxonomy places the organism in Eukaryota, Metazoa, Chordata, Actinopteri, Perciformes, Anoplopomatidae. Gene Ontology annotation, molecular function: phosphatidate phosphatase activity. The transcript is spliced from 6 exons. The record is from RefSeq and is a predicted model, not a curated record. Bases 24 to 908 code for a protein of 294 amino acids.